Cygnus atratus (black swan) is the source of this 1648-nucleotide messenger RNA. RefSeq names its product interstitial collagenase-like. Gene Ontology annotation, molecular function: metalloendopeptidase activity; zinc ion binding. Gene Ontology annotation, cellular component: extracellular matrix. Lineage: Eukaryota; Metazoa; Chordata; Aves; Anseriformes; Anatidae. The transcript is spliced from 10 exons. The record is from RefSeq and is a predicted model, not a curated record. Gene Ontology annotation, biological process: proteolysis; extracellular matrix organization; collagen catabolic process. The coding region runs from base 42 to 1442 and encodes 466 amino acids.
AGACUUCAAAGAGUAGCUGAGCCAGAGAGCAUUUGACAAGAAUGAAGUUCCUUUCGCUUCUCCUGUUGCUGUCUGUGGCUGUCUCCUCUGCUUUCCCUGUGGGUCCAGAAGCAGAAGAUGAAGGACAAACCAUAAAUCUUGUGGAGACGUAUCUACAGAAUUUCUACAAUCUUCAAAUAGAUCACCAUCCUCAUGUAAGACAGAGGGGUAAAAAUCACCUUGUUGAAAAGCUCAAGGAAAUGCAAGAAUUCUUUGGACUACAGGUGACUGGAAAACCUGAUCUUGAAACUUUGGAGAUGAUGAAUAAACCCAGAUGUGGUGUUCCUGAUGUUCAGCAAUAUAUGUUCACACCAGGGAAUCCAAAAUGGAAGAGAAAUAAUCUGACAUACAGGAUUGUGAAUUACACCAGAAAGAUGAGACAAACCGAUGUAGAUGAAGCAAUCCAAAAAGCUCUGAAUGUCUGGAGCAGCGUGACACCAUUGACAUUCCAAAAGACUGAGGACAAAGAUGCAGAUAUAGUGAUCUCUUUUGCUUAUAGAGAUCACCAGGACAACUCUCCUUUUGAUGGCCCCAAUGGGCAGCUGGCUCAUGCUUUUCAACCAGGUGAAGGUAUUGGUGGAGAUGUGCAUCUUGAUGAGGAGGAAGCCUGGUCAAAAGAUGCAAGAGGAUACAACUUGUUCAUUGUUGUUGCCCAUGAGCUUGGCCAUUCACUGGGUCUGUCCCAUUCAAAUGAUCCUGGAGCACUGAUGUAUCCAACUUAUGCCUACACGGACCCCAAUGAAUUCAUUCUUCCUCAGGAUGACAUUGAUGGCAUUCAAGCUAUAUAUGGACAGACUAAUGCUGCUGUGCAGCCUACAGGGCCCAAAACUCCACAAGCCUGUGACCCCAAUUUGACAUUUGAUGCUAUUACUACCUUGCGUGGAGAAUUAAUGUUCUUCAAGGGCAGAUAUAUGCUGCGCAAACAUCCUGAGAGGGCAGAGACAGAGCUCAAUUUUAUCUCACUGUUCUGGCCAAAACUGCCAUCAGGAAUUCAAGCUGCCUAUGAGAAUAUUGAAAAGGAUGAAGUUUUACUUUUUAAAGAGGACAAAUAUUGGGUUAUCAGAGGAUAUGACAUUCCACAUGGUUAUCCUAAACCAAUCUAUCGCUUGGGGUUCCCGAAGACUGUUAAAAGAGUUAAUGCAGCUUACAGUGACGAGACCACAGGAAAAACAUAUUUCUUUGUAGCUGACAGAUACUGGAGAUACGAUGAAAACAAAAAAUCCAUGGAUCAAGGUUAUCCCAGGAAAAUAGUCCAUGACUUUGGAAAAAUAGGCAGAGUUGAUGCUGCUUUCCAGACUGAUGGCUAUGUCUACUUCUUCCAUGGAACAACUCAGUUCCAGUUUGAUCCUCGGUCCAAACGGAUUGUCAGUCAAAGGAAGAGCAUCAGCUGGUUUAAUUGCUAAUUGCAAUGUUUUUCCAUAUGCACACUGUAUAUUUUUAUGUGCUGAUUUUUUCAGCAUUUUAUGACUAUCAGGUCAGAAUGAUUUUCUGCCCAGAUUUUGUAAGAGUACAGUUUUAAUAAUUAUUAAUUGUAAUACAAAUGCAUUUAUAUAACUUAUUACACUUUCACCCGCUACAUUAACAUUCCAAAUAAAUUAUAUUUGUCGUA